Molecule: messenger RNA, 1021 nt
Organism: Cutaneotrichosporon oleaginosum
Lineage: Eukaryota; Fungi; Basidiomycota; Tremellomycetes; Trichosporonales; Trichosporonaceae
Cellular component (GO): mitochondrion
Source: RefSeq, a predicted model, not a curated record
CCUCACCACUCACCAUGUUCCGCAUCGCGCACGCCGGCCCCUCGCGCCUUGCGCAAGCCGGCCCCUUGCGCCUUGUGCACGCUUCUCUCGCCCGCGCAGUAUCCUCGUCCGCGCCGCUCGCGUCCGGCCACUCGCGCUGGUCCAAGAUCCGGCACCGCAAGGGCGCCGCCGACGCGGCGAGGUCAAAAGCAUGGGGCGGAUUCAUGACUGCGGUCCACGUUGCGCUGCGUAAGGGAACGGACCCGGAGCAGAAUACCGACCUCGCUAAGGCGCUCGCGGCGGCGAAAGGUGCUGGAGUGCCCAAGGAUAAUGUGGAGAAGGCGUUUGCGAGGGCACGCAAGAUUGCGGACGGGACGGGCAAGCCCGUCACCUUUGAAGCGGUCGCUGCGGGAGGAAAAGUGGCUCUGAUGGUUGAAUGCGUCACGGAUAAUCCCUCCCGCACUGCCGGGCGCGUUAAGGAGCUGUUAAGCAAGGGUGGCGCACGCGUCUCCCCAGUCGGCUUCAUGUUUGAGCGCAAGGGAGUUGUGCGCGUGACUCCGAUCGAGGGGCAGGAAGGCGCGACCUUUGACAACCUCUUCGAGGCGGCGCUCGAGGGCGGAGCGGAAGAUGUGCGGGAGGUGGAGGGCGAGGACGGAACAAUGUGGGAAGUGCUUUCCGGCCCGACAGACCUGGCGACGCUCACGACACUGUUGACCUCGCCGCCGCACGACGCGCUGUACGCGCUGCAGACGUCUGAGCUGGCGUACCUCGCCAACGACCCCGUGCAGGUCACGGAGGACGGGGAGGGGAGCAGCGUUGCGGAGGACAGGGUGGAGACUGUGAUGAAGGGCGUUACGGCGCUCGAGGAGGAGGGCGAUGUUGUCCGCGUUUGGACCAACAUUGCAGAGUGAACAGUAGAUCUAGAUUGGACGUAGCCGAGCGGCCCGUCCCCCAUCCACACACACACACACACUCAUAUGCUCAACUUUGAUAACGAGUAGCGGUGCGGAAAAGGACCUUUGUGAUUGAAUCAUAGUGCUGA